Penicillium olsonii is the source of this 2025-nucleotide messenger RNA. NCBI's taxonomy places the organism in Eukaryota, Fungi, Ascomycota, Eurotiomycetes, Eurotiales, Aspergillaceae. The record is from the annotation of a GenBank genome assembly.
AUGGCGCGCCCCAAGGUACAUCCUGAGAAUCGACUACGAGCGAAUACCGCAUGUACAGCAUGUCGGAAAUCCAAGAAAAGAUGUAGUGGGGUUUUCCCGUGCAGCAACUGUUUGCACAAAGGCCGUGGCGGAUCAUGCAUUCCCUUCAGGUCCCUACCAGGCCUCCGCAGCCGAACUGCGUCCCGACCUGCAGCUCCGACAUGGAGCGAAUCAGGAAUCGAUCUGGAAAGCCCCUUGAGACCCCAGACCCACGAGGAAACAACGCCAGAUCCCGGAGUUGCGUCGCCGGAGGCUGAGCCGCAUUCGCCUGAGGCUCCGCAUCGGACGCAUCCGCGGAUGCUCCGCAACCUGCAGGGUGAUCGAGUCUAUGUCGGAAAAGCAGCCUCAUUGUCAUUUUUGCAAUUGCUCCGUGACACUGUGACACAGCAUAUUGGUCCCUCGCAAUUCUCUCAGAGAAGCGAGGACAUGCUAGAGACGGAAGCACAUCAUGAUCUACUCAACUUCUCCAUAGAGCGAUGCAAUGUCGACGAAAAGCGUCAUUUCAUCCAGAGUUAUGAAGCGGCGACCAGCGGGUUUUUGAAUCUAGCAUGCAAAGAUAACAUUUUAACAUCAUCGUCUAGCUCAGGUGACCCGAAAUCCGAUCGGGAGAAGACCCGAACAGCGAUAGUCGAUCUCAUGGUCGCUAUCGGGGCCCAGACACAGGCGAAUAACCCGGAAACACUUCAAGCAGAAAGAUUCUAUGCCGCGCGCGGCCAACAGAGAGCAUUCGCCAAUUUUCUAGAAGACCCCAGCAUGGAUGUGGUUCGGAUUUUCAUACUAUUGUCGUUCUACAUGCUUGGCGCGUGCCGCCGCAAUGCGGCCUUUAUGUAUCUGGGUGUCGCAUCGCGAGCAGCGGUAGCAUUGGGACUACAUGAGCACACUUCUGGAUCAACAAGUCGUGAUGAUAACGACCAGCGACCAAAGUUGUGGACGAGCCUUUGUGUUCUCGACCUACUUGUGAGCGCGAUUCUGGGCAGGCCAUCGGCAACCUCACCUCUUUUGUCUGGUCAUCGAGAGGAACCGAUUUUGGUAGAGACGACACAGACCGAAUCUGGACUGGCAGCUUCAUAUCAUCUAUCACUGAUCCUUGAUGAAAUUGUAACCAGUCUUUACGGAGAGAAGACUGCAUCAGCUGAAACGGCGGACUUGUUACUAAGGAAGUUGAAUAGCUGGAGCGAGUGCCUGCCUUACUCACUGAGAACAUCUUCUCUGGGGCGCGAAAGUGAAAGAAUCGCUCAGAGACACACGCUUGGAAACAUGCAUGUCGCAUGCUCAUAUCAUUUUGCAGUGAUCCUAGUCACCCGCCCUUUCCUCAUAUCCGCUUUGAGUGUUCGGCUGGCUCAAACUCAUCAAAAUCUAUCAGCAAAUGGUUCCCGCGACCCACCGGACGAGGAUCCCGCUCACUCCCGACUAGCAGCUGCAUGUAUAGACUCGGCUGUCUAUAUGCUACAAACAUGUAUAGAGGUCUACGACUCUGGCCUCAUGCUUCGAAACAUGUGCAUCCUCAAAGCUUUCAUAUUUGCUGCAGCGCUAGUUCUCGGUUUCUCCAUGUUCGCCCACCGUGACAUAGACACCGAAAUCGACGAAGCAUUCCGUGGCGCUAUGACCAUAUUGCGAAUGUUGGCGUCACAGUCCGCCCAGGCAGCGCAUUAUCUAGACAUAACGAUCAUGCUCGAAGCCGCCGUUAACCAGCAACGCCAACGACUUGCAGCACAAGCCCGACAGCGAAGAAGCCAGUAUGUCAGUCGCAUCUUUAGUCUGAGUGAUGACCCAGCGACUCCACGGAGACAAAGCGAAGUCCAUGAACAGGCUGGUGACACCCCACUACUGACACAAAGCAUCCCCUCGUAUUCGUGGUUGCAGUCGGACGACGGGAUAAGUACUGUCACACCACCCGCGAUCGACGGCGCAUUAUUUGACUGGGAGGGAAUGGAUCUACCGCUGUGGGAUAGUUUCCCAUUUCUCACCGAGUCAGCUGCUAUAUAA